This is a messenger RNA of Sycon ciliatum, 2836 nucleotides long. Its product is annotated as E3 ubiquitin-protein ligase TRIM45-like. Bases 120 to 2138 code for a protein of 672 amino acids. Gene Ontology annotation, molecular function: zinc ion binding. The transcript has a single exon. The record is from RefSeq and is a predicted model, not a curated record. NCBI's taxonomy places the organism in Eukaryota, Metazoa, Porifera, Calcarea, Leucosolenida, Sycettidae.
GCUACCGGGGCAAGGAGGCGAGCAACUGUUUGGGAGGAGCCGAGGCAGUGCAGUGUCAGGCCGACAGUACUUCUGACUUCAGAGCCUAGCCAGCAGGGGAGAGGGUUUCCAGGAAGAGCAUGUCGGAACCUAGCACUAGUAGCAGUGCCAGCCCAGCAACCAGGCUGCCGGGAUCGGGAGCGUGCCAGGACACCAAUCCAAAGGCAUGUGCCUUCUGUGAUGUGAAGGACCCUCGCGACGGGAAAUUCUUACGCUGUCUGCAUGUCAUUUGCUCGACGUGUUUGCAAGAGCAAACCACAGCUCAAGGCUGCGUGAAAUGUGCCACUUGCCAGGAAGUAACGCAGCCGUUAUACCCUUCCGCUCGCCUCAGCAAACAGUUAGUCUCAAGCUGCCUGCAAGGUGAUAACUCCGCCGACCACGAUACAUUGAGUGACGAGGACGGAUCGCUUCGCUCUAAUAUUUUACAAUGUGAUUUCUGUCGUGAUGCCCGCCCAUCCACGUGUAGAUGCGAGGACUGUCAUGAAGCGCUGCUCUGCGAUAAUCACUCUGCGGCGCACGCAACGAUGAGGCAAUCCCGACAUGACACGCGCAUUCCCCUGAAGUCGGAUGGCGCGGCUUCCACGCCAGUACGCACAACGGAAGUGCCGUGUCCAAUGCACUCGCCGUACAAGCUCUGCCAUUUCUGCGUGAAUUGCGAUGUGGAGGCAUGCGAACAGUGCAUGGUGCGAGAGCACCAAGGCCACACUGCUAAACGACUGUCUGCCGUGGUUGAGGAGAUGCGUGCUGCUCUGAAGACUGCGACAACACAUUCUCAAGACACUGCAGCGGGCUCAUCCGGGCCGACACCAACGGAUAUUGAAGCGAUGAAAAAGAGGCUUCAGUCAGAUCUGUCCACUGCUAAUGAUGAGGCAGACAUUGCCUCCCAGCACAUCACGGAAACAUUCACAUGCAUCAAGGAUCUAGUAGAUAAAAAAAAGGAAGAGCUCCUGGGUGAAGUCGACAUGCUGCGUUGGAAGAAGCAGACGGCACUGGAGGCACGGCGGCGGCGCCUGACAAGCCUUCAAGCGACGCAGAGCACUGCCAAGGAGCUUGCACGUCACCUCAGUGGUCCAGCAAGUAGCGACUUCGACGUGGUGAGUUUGAGCGGACGAGUGCUGCGGAACCUGGAGCAGUUCAGUGCGAACGUCAAGUCAGAGGAAGCAGCCAUGACGGUGCUGCCUGAAGUACAGACCUUCAGCACAUCCCAAGAUCUGGAGCACCUCAAGCAGGCGCUUCAAGGAGUCGUUAUCGUUGUGGAAAACUACGGCUCGGACCUCGGAGGGAUGACGGCAGAAAUCCCGCAGACCAUGGAGCUAGGUAAGGCAUGCGAGAUAAAACUAACAAUUCCAUGCUCCGAAAUUGCAACCCGGUGUGGUAGUGAGGAUCAUCAACCACAGGUUGUGGCAUCGCUCGUGUCGUCGUUUGGCAAUCGGCAAGUCUUGCCUACCAUCAGUGAAGCGAGCAACGAACGCAUAACCGCCCAUGCCCAGGUGGAACCGGAGACCCUCGGCGAACAUACCCUACAGGUGCGCCUGGGCAAGAUGACCAGACACAUACCGCUGCCGGUGAAAGUACAGAGGCAGCUCAGAUUCGACCCCGACCGAUGCUCCACUGCAAUGUGCAUAUCUGACUCUGGCAAGGUGGUGAAAAUAGACGGAUCGUUUAGGUGCGCCCAAGGCCAUGGCUAUGUAUACGGCACGGAAGCGUACUCAACUGGGGUUCACAUAUUUUCUCUCAAAGUCAGCGGCCAGGAACUUAACUUGGGCUACAUGCAGAUUGGUGUAGCUGAGUUUCCUCCGCAAGGUGAAAUUAGCAACUCAGUUUCCAUUUGCCAUCGCUACGGAGCGGGGUGGGCUCGCCCAGAGUACCAGUUUCGGCGACAUUUAAAGUACGAAGGGGGAAAUUCGAAGACGUCUCCAUGGAUAAACGGCGAAGUCUUGACUUUCACUGUGGACUGCGAUGCGAACAGCCUUCAGCUGUGCCUUCCGCGAACUGGAGAGAGGAGGGAAAUCAAGGGUUUGGAUGUUCUCGCUAAACCACUCUACCUGUGUGUAAACAUAAAUCAUUAUAGGAAGGAUAGAAUGGUGGAGAUAGUCUAGACAUCCUUGGAAUGGUGCUCGUGCAUGUUCGUCGGCCUGUAUCGAAUCUGCCGGGCGAGACGUGUGACCCACGAACGCAACAGUCCUACCCGAAUUAGCCGGCUGACAAAUUUCGGGCUGAUCAUCAUCUUGGUAAUUCUGUCCGAAGAUCAGUGUUCAAAGUCGAAAUCUGAGAGCAGCUGUGCUAGACAAUUCCAGCUUUACCAACACGUUCCGCUCCUUCGCACUAAGUGCAUCCUAGCACUCUGCUCAUGUUGUGAAAUGUAUGUAACCAGUGUUACGGAACAUCAGUAGGAGCAUCAGAAACUCAGCCCCUCAUUUUUUUUCGGCCUCACAUAAUCAAGCAGAACCGUGAAAUCGAAUUCAUCUUUCUUCCUGCUUUGAGGCUGCUCUGUGGUCGGCCUGUUUGAAACUUUCUACACACUCCAUGAACUGCGUGAUAGUCAGCUACAUUAGCUCUUUUUCAUUACAUGUGCAUGUUCAUCGAGUUUCGGUAAGAUUGUAUCUUUUUAAUGUGAUGAUGGUAUGCGUACGCUUUCCCUUUUGUAGCUUUCACGAUUUUUUAGUCCAUGCAUUUUCUGGUUGGGUGUCUAUUGCCAUAGUCAGCCCAUGGGUUAGGUACAUUCACAGCUCCUUUUUCAUAUGCAUACCAAGUGAAUCUGAGUUACAGGCCGAAGUUGUCUGCCUUCCUGCAGUCG